Molecule: messenger RNA, 1295 nt
Organism: Larimichthys crocea (large yellow croaker)
Lineage: Eukaryota; Metazoa; Chordata; Actinopteri; Sciaenidae
Gene: srd5a3
Product: steroid 5 alpha-reductase 3
Exons: 5
Coding region: 61-993 (310 amino acids)
Biological process (GO): dolichol-linked oligosaccharide biosynthetic process; polyprenol catabolic process
Cellular component (GO): endoplasmic reticulum
Molecular function (GO): 3-oxo-5-alpha-steroid 4-dehydrogenase activity
Source: RefSeq, a predicted model, not a curated record
CCGACGGUCUCUUUUCGUUGUCGCACAAAACAAAGUCCACGCCGCCCGCAGAGCUGGGAGAUGAUGUUCAGCUCAGCUGAUGUUUUCUGGUUUUCUCUGGCUCUGUGUUUCCUCGCAGCUUUCUGUGCUCAUAAAAUAUCCACGCACCUGCCGAGGAAAUAUGAAACAUGUCGUCUCCACGUCAUAUUUCAGGAUCUGAUCCGGUACGGAAAAACCAAACAAACCGUCAAACGACACGACUGGCUGCGUCAGUUUGACGUCCCGAAACGGUGGUUCUGGCACUUCUAUGCCAUCUCUGUUGGCUGGAACGGUCUUCUUCUCGCCUUGUACCUGAACCUCACAUUCAGGCAUCACUCCUACCCAUCAUGGCUGAGAGGAGUGUUAGACAUUGGGACAGUUGUGCCGAGCGCUGACAGUCAUGUCCCACAGCUGUCCACUCUGCUGGUGCAGCUGCUGCUCUGGGUCCACUCCCUCCGGAGGCUGCUCGAGUGCCUGUUCGUCAGUGUUUUCUCUGAUGGAGCCAUGCACUUGGUGCAGUAUGUCUUCGGUCUGGGGUUUUAUGUCGUGCUGGGGUUGACGGUGCUCUGCUCAGAUCGUCUGGGAAAAGGGACUGGAUCUCUCCUCUCUCAGCUGGACUUGUUUCACGUGGCAGGAAUUGCUCUUUUCAUUGGUGCCUCACUCAUGCAGCAUCAGUCCAUGGUUCUGCUGGCCAGGCUCCGCACUGGGAAGUCAGGAUCAGUGGAGACGCUGGCUCACAGAGUGCCGAAGGGAGGCUGGUUCGAGCUGGUGUCAUGCCCUCAUUACUUUGCUGAGCUGUUGAUCUACGUCUCACUGAGCUUGGUUUUUGGAGGCCUGUCUCUCACCUGGUGGCUCGUUGUGCUUUACGUGCUCUUCAACCAGGCGCUGGCAGCGCAGCUUUGUCAUGACCUUUAUAUCAGCAAGUAUGAGUCAUACCCAAAGCACAGGAAAGCAUUUAUACCAUUCGUGCUGUGAAUAGUUUGUGUUUACACUCUUUACGAGAAACUGUAAAGUCCUAGAAAGGUGUGAGAGAAAACUCAGCUUUCUCAAGGUGCUCUUGACCGAGUGAAGCUGCUCAGUCGCCAACAGGACGAGGCUGAAUAUAGCAGACAGCUCCCAAGUGUGAAUGUGAGGCGUGGCAGUGCUGCAGAAAGUCUGUCCAGGUGAGAGGUGAACUGUUUCUUAACGAAUGACAUGAAGAAAUGAAGAAUGCUACUCACAUUAUCAUUGCAAGGCCUUGUUUUUAUUUUUAUUAUAAGGAAUAUUAAUGUAAUAAA